CCAUGACUUCGCGCAUGCGAAACGAGUGUCCUACCUCCACUCAAGUGAAGCGGAUGAACCCUCGCAUAUGCCUAGCUCCCGUCGAGAAAUUCUACCAAUACUGCGUUGCCAACUGGAAUCGGCUCGACGACGUCGACAUCAAUAUCGUAGUGGCAGGACUGACUGCGCGGGGUAUACUUAUCCCAUCGCAUGGGUGGGUAGAGCCGUUGAAUGACUUGGAAGCGGAGAUCUUGGGCGGGCGAUACGCAUGGGAUAGAAUGAAGAAGGCUUUCAAUAUGAUAGCGGAGGUCGCUUCCAAGGCACUCCCCGAGCGCUUCGCCCUUGACGAUAUGACCACCCAGUUCAUCUACGUCAAUGAGGGCUACGCGCUCUUCUCGGACAAGGAGGAGAAGCCGAUCGACAAGAAAGAGGGGCGGGUCUACAUCGACGCUGUAAUGCGGUUCAUCGAACGCAGUCCGCAUAGCACAGUUGGCAAGCGAGGCUGCGCCAAGGACCGGUUCAUCUUUGGCAAGACAACGACAGGUGUUAAGGGCGCGGUGAAGGCAUCUGACGCUGCAAUUACCAUACACUGGCGCCCUCGCGACCGAUGCGAUAUGAUGGCUCGGAACGAAUACCACGCAUUGGCGUCUGCAAGCUUCAUGAUGGACAACGACCGUCGGCGCAGGUUCCAGUUCUCCCUCACCAUCGAGGACACGCAUGUGUCACUGUGGCACCAUACGCGAUCGCACUCGACCAUUGCUUACUCUUUUGACAUGAACGAGGAUUACGAAGAGCUUAUUCAGCUUGUCCUGUUUGCCUCCUUCGCCACGCCCUCCCAGCUCGGCAUCGACCCUUCGGUCGACCGUGUCAUCGACGCAGACGGCCUUCUACAAUACCAGUUCGACAUGAAGCACGAGGGCGAGCCCUUCUACCGCACAUACCAAACCACUUCACUCCUCUGCGAAAAGCUUGCCGACGAGCGCCUUUAUAGGCGUGGGAUGGUGGUCUACGGUGUACGGCCAGCGAUCAAGGGCAAUGGUCUCACCGUUGAGAUGGAUGCCCCGCCCCUCGUCAUGCGCGACUUCUGGCAAAAGGACGCCGUCAGCGAGCAAGACACCCAACGCGAGAUCGUCAAUCUUAUGAAGGGCCGCGCUAGAACAAAGGAAGAGAGGCGUCGUAUCGAUGAUUUCUUUCUCACUAUCCUGGCGGAGUCGACGAUUGCUGCUGAGACUACGCGGACAGGACAUCAUGACGGCGAGGCACCAGAUUGGAUGCCACGAGUUCAUUAUCGAGUGCUGUACGGGGAGCUCUAUACUCCCCUUGCCAACAUCAAGGACCCGCGGUUGUUCUUCUUCGCUUUGGCAGAGACUUGCAUAUUUUUACAAAUGAUGCGCUUCAUUAAUCGCAUACACUGCGAUAUCUCCCCGGGUAACAUAUUCGUCCAUCCCAGGUCUGGCAAAUCACUCUGCGACGAACCCUGGCAUCGGGACUUGAGGGCAGCGUACACCGUCAAGGUCGCGGACUUCGAGCACACGAAGGCCUACAGUAAAGUGACGCCGGAAGACAGUUACGUUGGGACUCCUCCAUACAUGGCCGUCGAAGUACAGGCUGGCGAGCACCUAUUUCGCCGCGAGAACAUGCCGCUCUCAGCUCUCUCCCGCCGCCCCUUCACGAUGAACUUCUUUCACGACCUUGAGGCCGUCUUCUGGAUCGCAUUCGAGUUUGCCAUGGAACACGUCUCGCGCGAUAUCCUGCUGCCUCUCAAGGACUGGGACGAGCUUCGCCCGGCAUUGCUUCUACAGCGUCAAUAUGCCCAGCGUCUCUUCGCCGAUCGCUCCAAGGAGAAUAGGUAUCGGCGAAAACUGAUGCUCGGCGACAUGCGCGAGAUUCGAUUGAUUCGCGGCAUGCUCAAGCGAUCUUACGGCGUUAACUCUCCGAUUCCUAUGCUGGCUGACCUGAUCGUGUCCCUGGGGGAUGCCUACGUGAUACUGGAGAACAAGGUCAAGGGCUUCAAACAAGGGGAAGACAACUUCAACAUGAAGAUCUACGACCUUAUGGAGUCCGUCUUUUUCGUCAUCAGCAAGGCAUACACUGGCAUCGGCAUAGAUGUUAUUCCUCUCAGCGGACUUCCCGACCUUGGUGACAUCGAAUCGCUGUCCGAGAAAGAGCCGCUUCUGAUGGAGAAGGAGCUUCGCGCGCUGGCGAACGUCGAGCCAGAGUCUAAGAAGCGCAAGGCAGAGGAUGAGCCCGUUCCAACGACGACAGUACCCUUGAGGAAGCGCCAAUCGCUGGCGGAUUUGCGGCGAAGGAGGAAUCAACAAUAGUCUGUAGGACCUGUCGAGGUCGCUGGAGAGGUUGUCCAAGUAUGCCUCUAUGUGUUCUGCUCAUCACCUUUGGCGAGAAGUGUACCAUCUGUAACAAUGACACUGCGCCCAUGGACGCACG
Molecule: messenger RNA, 2424 nt
Organism: Schizophyllum commune H4-8
Lineage: Eukaryota; Fungi; Basidiomycota; Agaricomycetes; Agaricales; Schizophyllaceae
Exons: 5
Source: RefSeq, a predicted model, not a curated record